Molecule: messenger RNA, 1805 nt
Organism: Gekko japonicus
Lineage: Eukaryota; Metazoa; Chordata; Lepidosauria; Squamata; Gekkonidae
Gene: PTAR1
Product: protein prenyltransferase alpha subunit repeat containing 1
Exons: 6
Coding region: 1-1713 (570 amino acids)
Biological process (GO): protein prenylation
Cellular component (GO): cytoplasm
Molecular function (GO): protein prenyltransferase activity
Source: RefSeq, a predicted model, not a curated record
AUGUCCAAUUUAUCUACACAAUUUGAGGACAUUCAAAACUCGCUCCUUCAAACAGCCCAGAAAGCAGAUGCAGCAAUGGACUUAGGGCUGGUUAAUCAAGCAGAUAUUAAACAGCUACAAGAAGCUACUGCCUCUCAAAGAGUCUCACUGAUUUUCCUAGAGACGGAGGUAAAACCAGUUAAUUUAAAAUUUCAAGGCAUAAGAGAGGAAGCUGAAGAAAAUAACGAUAUGAUCACGUUUAUGACUUCCCUCAUUGCACAAGCAUUAUCGCUGGAGGAAGGUGUGUUUCCAACCAUUACACAAGCUUACCGGAUGGGAACCUUGGCUAGAAACCGCCGUCUACUUCCAAGAGACAUUCUAAUAACCGUUCCAGGCGCAAGAGUUCGCCGCAGAAUCCUAGAUGCAGCAAAGACACCUGGAACUUUUAAACAUGAGGGAAACCCAUUACAAGUGUCCUCGGACAUCCCGAGAGAAGCUAUCCUUAUACGCCGCACACUGAAACCAAUUAUAACAAAGCUGCAAAGCAUAAAGCAGAAAUAUUGCUGGCUCCCUUCUGGAAAACUGUAUGCAGCAUUUCAAGGUCAGCACUUGUAUGCCUGGGAUGAAGACAGUGGUGCAGACUUACUGCAUAUCAUACAAGGUGAAGCCCCUAUGGAGCAAGAUGAAUUGAUAGAUAUCACGUGUACACUGCUGCUGCUAAAUCCGGACUUCACUACUGCAUGGAAUGUCAGGAAGGAACUAAUACUAUCUGGCACUUUAAAUCCAGUUAAAGAUUUACAUCUUGGGAAACUGGCGCUAACUAAGUUUCCAAAGAGUCCAGAAACAUGGAUUCACAGACGAUGGGUGCUGCAACAACUAAUUCAGGAAAACUCUUUGCCCACACUGGUGACUAAAGGGAAUUUGGAAAUGGCACCAACAGAAAGGAUACAACGAUUAGUAAAGGAAGAAAUGGAUGUCUGUUGUGAAGCUGCUGGGAGAUAUCCAAGCAAUUAUAAUGCCUGGUCCCAUCGCAUCUGGGUUUUACAACACUUGGCAAAGCUCAGUACAAAGAUUCUGCUUGAUGAACUUUCUUCCACUAAACACUGGGUUUCCAUGCAUGUUUCAGACCAUAGCGGAUUCCACUACCGCCAGUUUUUAUUAAAGUCCUUGAUUGUCAGAACUGUGACUGACUAUACUGUUCAGAUGCAUAAUCAGCCAAACAAUCAACAAGCACCCAGUCUUCCAAAAGCUGAAGAAACUGAUGAAGCAGAGGCUGCCUAUGUGGAAGAACAAAGGCCGGAUCACCCUUUUCUUCUAAAGGAAGAAGCAGAGCUCUGCACUGAUUUAAUUAAUAGUUAUCCAGGGCAUGAAACCCUAUGGUGUCACAGACGGCACGUGUUCUACCUUCAGCACCACUUAAAGAACAAACUUGUACUUCCAAGCACCUGGGCAGUGGCUGCAGACAGCAGCGAUGGAACUCUGAAUAACACUCACCCUGGUGGUGCCCUUGGUCAUGUGACUCAGGCCAUGGAUAUUGAUGGCUUGAUUGAAUCCAACAAACAAGGCUACACUCAAGAAAUCAAGCGCCUGAAACGUGCUCCUCUGCAGGACUCUGUCAAUCUGGAAGCAGAAUACAGGUUCAUUGACCAGGUUCUAUCAACAUGCAGGGAUGUAGAACAGGCAAGGUUUGCUGGUGCAUACAGAAAAUGGCUGGGUUCUUUUCUAGGUCAGUGAAGGAGGAAAUUUUUUAAAAACCCUGCAGGGUCCCUUGUUUAGUGCAAUAUUCUCUUUUUGAAACACAGGUGCACAUCAUGGCUCUUGGCACU